AUGCUGGCCCUCCGGUGCUGGAGGGCAGCUGUGCCCUCCACAUUCAAUGCUGCUGCAGCUCCGUCACGGGUGACUGUGUUGUCACAGCUGCAAUCACAGUUCCUGAGGCCAUCUACAUCACUUACAUCUUCCCUGUCAUCCACGCCACGAACAUUCUCCUCUCUCAUCACUUCCUCUUUUUCUCGCCCGUCGACGAUGACUUCAUCUACAUCCCUCCUCCGUCCAUUCUCCCCAGUUGCGACUCCGACACAGGCCCUUGCCCAAACACGCUCCUUCUCCGCAUCGACUUCCCUCGCCGCCAAACGUGAUACUUACAACCCCUCGCGGAGAGUCCAGAAGCGCCGCCACGGUUUCCUUGCGCGACUACGCAGUCGUGGUGGACGGAAGAUUCUCAUGCGGCGUCGGGCGAAGGGCCGGAAGUGGUUGAGUUGGUGA
This is a messenger RNA of Rasamsonia emersonii CBS 393.64, 435 nucleotides long. Its product is annotated as Ribosomal protein L34 Precursor. Gene Ontology annotation, biological process: translation. Gene Ontology annotation, cellular component: mitochondrial large ribosomal subunit; ribosome. The transcript is spliced from 2 exons. Bases 1 to 435 code for a protein of 144 amino acids. The record is from RefSeq and is a predicted model, not a curated record. Gene Ontology annotation, molecular function: structural constituent of ribosome. NCBI's taxonomy places the organism in Eukaryota, Fungi, Ascomycota, Eurotiomycetes, Eurotiales, Trichocomaceae.